CGUUUCAAAAUAUGAGGAGAAGGACGAAGAUUGCCGUUUCAAAACGCCCAUCUCCAAAAACUCUCUCCUUUCCAACCUGGACGACAACACAACAGCGAACCUUCGCGGUCGGCGCACGUAAGCUUACUUUGCCGUUUGAAUUGGACGAAGCCUUAAGGCAAGAUACCGCGUUCGUCAACCGCCAUGGCUAGUCGGUUUUUUCGUCUCUCUAGAAGAAGAAAAUUCUUGGGUGCUCCCUCAACCGCGCAUCUCACGUCCCGGUAUUUCUCUCUAUAUAAAUCCACCUCUCCUCCCUCGUCUCUCUCGCCUUCGUCUUCGCCCGCUCCGAAACGCUUGCAAGAGAAGAGAAGAGAAGAGAAGAGAAGAGAAGAGAGAGAGAUGAGCACUUACUACAACCAGAAUCAUCCGCCGGUCGGCGCCCCUCCCCCGCAAGGGUACCCGAAAGUCGAAGGCUAUCCUCCUCCAGGGUAUCCGGUGCAGGGUUACGCGCCACAGGGGUAUCCUCCGCAGCAAGGAUAUGGCCAGCCGGCCCAGCCCUACUACGAGGAGCAGCGCCGCCGGAAGGACACCGGCUUUCUUGAAGGAUGCUUAGCGGCACUUUGCUGUUGCUGUCUGCUGGAUGCGGUUUUCUGAGGUGGGAUCGAGGCAACGGCGCGGAUUUAGGGAAAAAGAUCGUUCUGGUUUCCAUCUCUGCUGGUUGGACGGCGGAGGAGUUAGUGUCGGGAACUAUCAGGUGAUUUGGCUGUGAUGUCUUUAUUUAUUGAACGAUCUCUGUUGAAUCGUUGAUGUAUAUAUCUGGAGACUAUUGUUACUUUUCUCAUUCACGGAUUAUGAGACAUGUGUCUUUUCUGAGCUCGU
Messenger RNA from Eucalyptus grandis, 858 nucleotides. RefSeq names its product cysteine-rich and transmembrane domain-containing protein WIH1. The transcript has 3 exons. The record is from RefSeq and is a predicted model, not a curated record. Gene Ontology annotation, cellular component: plasma membrane. Lineage: Eukaryota; Viridiplantae; Streptophyta; Magnoliopsida; Myrtales; Myrtaceae. Bases 184 to 633 code for a protein of 149 amino acids.